CUCCUCCGCAGCAGACUGUCCGGACACAAUCCGCGUUCCUUUAAAAACCUUCGACGUUCCCCCAACUCUCUGCAGGGGUUUCUGCACUCCUCUUUUUACAGUGUCCCUGUCUCCAGAGUCCCAACCAGCAGUGCGCUCUUUAGCUCGCCGGCUUUUUGCGCACGGACGCGUCUCCAAAUUCCGCCACUGGUCUUUGCUGCGCUCCUUCCACUCAGCUGAGCAGUCCCGACCGUCAACUACAGCCAGAGGUUUCCUUCUUUUUUUGCUCUCUCCAUUACUUAUUUGUUGUUUUACUGAAGAGCAGCGGGGUUUUGGCUCAUGGGUAUUUAGUGUCGUGACAUGCUUUCAGGACCCGGCGCCUUCACAGAGAAAUGGGACUUUCUGCAUUUAUGGUCACAUGAAUGUCAGCGCUGCAGGCCAGAUGCCGGUGAUGGAGGAGCUUGUCAGUGAGAGUGACAGCAUGCCAAAGCGGAUGGCACUCAUCUGCUUCCUGUCUCUGGUCAUGCUGAUGAGCGUCUUGGGAAACCUGCUGGUUAUGGUGGCCGUCUGCAAAGACAGACAACUCAGGAAAAUCAAGACCAACUAUUUCAUUGUGUCUCUGGCAUUUGCUGAUUUGCUUGUGUCAGUGUUGGUGAUGCCGUUUGGUGCCAUCGAGCUGGUCCACCAGCACUGGAUUUACGGCGAGACGUUCUGUCUGGUUCGGACGUCGUUGGACGUUCUUCUGACAACCGCGUCUAUACUCCACUUGUGUUGCAUCGCUCUAGAUAGGUACUACGCUAUCUGCUGCCAGCCACUGGUCUACCGGAACAAAAUGACGCCCAUGCGAGUGGCUUUAAUGAUCGGUGGCUGCUGGGUCAUUCCCACCUUCAUCUCUUUCCUGCCCAUUAUGCAGGGCUGGAACAGCAUCGGUAUCGACCACCUGAUUGAGGAGAGGCGCCACAAUGGAAGCAGCAACUCCACUUCUUGUGUUUUUAUGGUCAACAAGCCAUACGCCCUCACCUGCUCUUUGGUGGCCUUCUACAUCCCUCUGGUCCUCAUGGUGCUGGCUUACCAGAGGAUCUACAUCACGGCUCGCGCACACGCCCUGCAGAUCAGCAUGUUACAGCGGGCAGGCGGGGCUGGGGCCUGCACUCCUGGAACCUCCGGUGCAAGCCCAGGAGUGGGUGCAACAUCAGAGUCUGCUGACCAUCAACGCAACCACCGUAUGCGAACAGAAACAAAAGCAGCAAAGACUCUAUGCAUCAUUAUGGGAUGUUUCUGCCUCUGUUGGGCACCAUUCUUUGUCACGAAUGUGGUGGACCCAUUUAUAGGCUAUACAGUGCCCGAACAGCUGUGGACCGCCUGCCUGUGGCUGGGUUACAUAAACUCCAUGCUCAACCCCAUUCUCUACGCCUUCCUCAACAAAUCCUUCCGCCGUGCCUUCCUCAUCAUCCUAUGUUGUGGGAGGAAGAGGUAUCGCAGGUCAUCCAUCAUGGCAACAGGCACGACCUGCACAGCCACGCAGAUCAACGGUUCAACACAUGUACUCAAUGGCUGCUCCUCUGCCUCCAAGCUGUUGCUCUGGUUCUGCAACACCAGACCAGUGCCUGUCUAGCUGCUGUAUUUCUAGGGAACCUCAAGGUUCUGUCAAAUAUUCUGUUCUUCACAACGGAAAUCACAAAGAGCAGAAUAAGAAGCCUCUGCACACAAACAUCGGCUCCCGCGAGUCCUGCUUGUGACGAACAGAGAACCCACAGUCGCAACUCCAACAGCCUUGGCUCUCAAAGUGUCAAUGCAGUCCUGAAAGGAACGCAGCAGCCUUCGCACACCCAGAGUGGGAUGGCAACUCGGAUCACAGGAAGGACUGUAGGGAUCCAGAGAAUGAGUGAGACACUGCCACUGAAUUUACAGCUCAGUCAAAACUUAACCUAAGUUUCUCUGGGGUCUCUUCGUGUGCAGGGUGCUUGAAACCAGCUUAACAUUUCUCUAAUGCUGGGUAAUGUGUUAGUGUUCUCGUCUGCAGAACUGCAGAGCCUGAGCUGGCCCAGUCACACUCUGUGUUCAUCUUGUAAUGUGCAGAACCAGCAGCUGUGGUGUAGAGUGUGGGAGAAACUUACUGUGCUGGAGAGUUGUAGAGGUGAACUUCAUUGCCAAAGUGAUUUUCAUACACAUACAUUGGACUUGUAUCUGAUUAUUUUAUGAUGCUCUCUGUUGUUUUCUAGUGACAGAAAAACUUUACUUUAGAUUUUUAAAGGUUGUUCUUUGGUAUUUGACCAGGUAGGUUGGGAGAAAUGAGCUCCAGAAGCAAGAAGAGAUAAGCCCAGAACAUUUUUUUGUCCUUGUUGAACAUCACUUAGAUAUCACGUGUGUUUUCUUUUCCGGGAAUAAAACAGAUUUUCUCAGAGGUCAAAGCUUCCUAGCUCUGUUGAAUCCUCCCCAAGAUAAAAGGAAAACAGGGUUUCCAAGGCUGAAUUAAAUCCUUGAUCUAAACUGUCCAAGUGCAUUAUCAUAAAGACCGCUAGCACUCCUGAGUUUAUUACUCCCCACGCUCAUCUGAAUGUUUUAUGUUUCACUGCAAAAAGUUAAGAGGACCUUGACCUAUUGAAGCUGCUCAUGAAUGAUUCAACAGAUUUCUGAACGAUGUUAGAGCACUGUGUGCUUGUUCUUUUUAUGUGAUUACAUUUCUAGUUUUUUUUUUGUUUUUGUUUUUUUGUUUGCUGCUUUGUGCAUCUCUUGAGAUGCUUUUAAGUAGAUUUCUGGUGUGUGCAUACACCUCCUAUAAUGUGAUUCAUGUGUAUGUAUGGGAUUUGUUUUUUUGUUUUUUUCAUUGUCCAACAUUGCUUUGCUCCUUCUAGAUACACCAUGUACUCCCCUGGAUCUGUGCUCACCUUGGAGGUUCAGAUGAAGAAUGUACUGGAGGACUUUCAGUGUGUUUUA
Molecule: messenger RNA, 2916 nt
Organism: Gambusia affinis (western mosquitofish)
Lineage: Eukaryota; Metazoa; Chordata; Actinopteri; Cyprinodontiformes; Poeciliidae
Gene: htr4
Product: 5-hydroxytryptamine receptor 4
Exons: 8
Coding region: 398-1594 (398 amino acids)
Biological process (GO): adenylate cyclase-activating adrenergic receptor signaling pathway; regulation of appetite; chemical synaptic transmission
Cellular component (GO): plasma membrane
Molecular function (GO): G protein-coupled serotonin receptor activity
Source: RefSeq, a predicted model, not a curated record